Molecule: messenger RNA, 973 nt
Organism: Pseudogymnoascus verrucosus
Lineage: Eukaryota; Fungi; Ascomycota; Leotiomycetes; Thelebolales; Thelebolaceae
Exons: 2
Coding region: 76-918 (280 amino acids)
Source: RefSeq, a predicted model, not a curated record
CACCGACUGGAGCACCCAUGUCCAUGCGCCACACCUAAAUCCACUUUAAUCCUUGCAGCUUCUCGAUCUAGAAUCAUGCCAUCCACUGAUCCACGUCCACCACCAGCCGGCGCAUCCUUGAAAGCCAAACAAGAUUUUGCGGUGGGCCUGAUCAAGGAUGAGCAGGAUGACACGGACCGUCGUGGUUGGGACGUAAUCAUGUCCGAAGCUUGCUUUGGAGAACUUCCACGGACUGAUAUUUCUCGAUAUCUUCACACAGGAGAAAUCCUUUGUGGAAUGGUGAUCCGUGGAAGAUUACAAUCUGCCGUCUUUGGUACUUUCAUGGAUCUAUGCCUUCAAGGCGUAUGCUCCUUGAAUGCUCUCGAGCACCCCGUGCACUACAAUAAUGGAAACCGCGACAGCGACUGCCAUAGAUGGAUUAUGCGCAUGCUAGGUGUUUUUAACUGUUUUAACGCAGAUAUGCAAUUGGUGCAAGGGGGAUGGUAUAUGGAAGUGGAGAAUCGCUGGAUCCAAUACGAUGCACAUUCCACAUGGCUAGUGACCAUGAUCGAGAGGAGCUUCACCUCUCUCGAUGCUGUCUUCAACAUCAUCCGCGCCAAAGGCCGACUGGGACCCGUUAAUGCUAGCCGGUUAAAGGAACUGGAGGGAAAGUACCCGCCGUAUCCGACUUGGAAGGCAGAUAUCAACAUCAACCGCACCAACGGCUGGCAUGGGAGCGGAACAUUCGCAUUUUGGUUACCGGAGAAUAUUGAUCCUGCCAUCACCCAACUAGGAGUCUACGAUGGGAUUAUGGCGCUUUCGAAGGACUUCCAUAGACAUCUCUCAAGGACGGAAAUGCAUUACGCUGAAUUCUUCGAUAUUAACAGAGAUGAAAAGUAUGUUGAAGAUGUUAACAGGAAGAUAAAAGGGCCAAACUAAGCAAUUAGUGGAUCGACCCUUUCCUUAGGGAUGUGUUGAGGUCGCACAAUUAAGC